This is a messenger RNA of Lineus longissimus, 1323 nucleotides long. Its product is annotated as multidrug and toxin extrusion protein 1-like. The record is from RefSeq and is a predicted model, not a curated record. Gene Ontology annotation, molecular function: antiporter activity; xenobiotic transmembrane transporter activity. Lineage: Eukaryota; Metazoa; Nemertea; Pilidiophora; Heteronemertea; Lineidae. Gene Ontology annotation, biological process: xenobiotic detoxification by transmembrane export across the plasma membrane. Bases 1 to 1323 code for a protein of 440 amino acids. Gene Ontology annotation, cellular component: membrane. The transcript is spliced from 11 exons.
AUGGCAUCUGGAGAGCUUUCGAAGGAUGACGGCUACCACAGCCCACUGGGGUGCAGAGAUGUUGAAACCCAAAGUAUAAGAAAUGCGGAAAACUCGCCGGACAAUAUAGCUAACUAUGGUGCCACCAAAGACGAAGAAAGUCCGGUAUCAGAGGCAGCCCAAGAUGUCUCCCGCGGCUGCUGGCCGAAGUGCUGCCCUGAUUGGUUCUUGGAUGAAUUUCGGAAAAUGGCGUCACUCUCUUGGUCAAUGUUCUUGCUUGCCGUAUUUAGUUAUCUCAUCGGUCCUGUGAGCUUGGCAUUCUGUGGGCAUCUCGGUACGAAGGCAAUGGAUGGAGUCGCUUUGGCCUUAACGGUCAUCAACGUCACAGGCAUUUCAAUUGCAAUGGGGCUUGCCAUGGCGUGUGGGACAUUUUUCGCACAGUCUUACGGAAGUGUCAACAAAGGGCGGGUGGGUCUCUAUCUUCUGCGCAGCCUGAUCAUCCUCCUCCUCUUCAUACUGCCAUGCUGGGCCAUACAUCUGAACGCCGAGGCACUCCUACUCAAAUUCGACCAAGAGAAAGAAGUCGCCCGAAUCGCAGGGGAAUAUAUCGCUUACUUCAUGCCCGCCAUGCCGGGUGUGUUCGUCAUGGAGAUCCUGAUGCAAUACUUACGGUGCCAGAACAUUAUCUUUCCCACGAUCGUGAUCGGAGGGGCAGGGGUGGUGGUCAACGCAGUCGUGCAUGCGCUGUUGCUGUUUGUAGUUGGAAUGGGAAGCAACGGUUCUGCUCUUGCCCAAGUUAUCACGUUCAACUUCAUGGCCUUGUCUCUCAUUGCCUACAUAAUCUAUAUGGGCGUCUACAAGGAAACAUGGGAAGGGUGGAAGUUGAGGGACGUAUUCGAGGACUGGGGCGUAUUCCUGAAGUUAGCUGUCUCUGGCAUGCUGAUGCUGGGCAUGGAGUGGUGGACCUUUGAGAUAGGCACGUUGAUUUCAGGUGUUUUCGACCCGGUCUCUCUUGGGGCGCAGUCGAUCGGAUUUCAACUACUCUCCGUCGUAUACAUGGUUCCUCUUGGUAUAUCCCUUGCCAGUACGAUACGGGUUGGUCACCUGCUCGGAGCAGAAGACCACAAGCAGGUUGUGCGGGCAAUCAAGGUGACAUUUGCGUUGGCCGUCUUCUGUGAAUGCGUGGUUGGGUUAGUUCUGGUGGCUUUCCAUACACUUCUUCCGAAGAUCUUCACCACUGACCCAGCGAUUAUAGACUACGCUGGUUACAUUGUUCUCAUGGUCGCCUUAUAUGAAGUAUUCGACUCAAUAGCGGUGAGCAACAACUAUCAUAAACUCCCAUAA